AUGACGUCUGCUGCAGUUAGCGCGGGCAAUCCACAGCAGCUGGAAAUGUUACUCGCGGCGUUCACUAACGCGGACAACGAGGCCAGGCAGAGGGCGGAGGUGGCUUGGGAAGACCUGAAGCAACGGCUCCCCGACGAGGUUCUGGAGAACAUGUGCGCCAUCCUGGGGCGCGAUGAUGCGGAAGCCGGCGAGGCGGCGGGGCUGCGAGCCAUGGCGGCGGUUCUGCUCCGCACACUGUUCGACGCCCGCUCCGACGUCUGGUUUAGGGUCCAGGAACGCACUCAGAAAGCAGGUGGAACGGGAUGGUUUCAAGAUGUUAUUUUCCCCCCCGGUGUGGACGUGCGCUGA
This is a messenger RNA of Ectocarpus siliculosus, 348 nucleotides long. The record is from the annotation of a GenBank genome assembly. NCBI's taxonomy places the organism in Eukaryota, Phaeophyceae, Ectocarpales, Ectocarpaceae.